AUGGAGAAAGAGGUUGUGGAAAACCUUUGGAAUGGUAACAGAGAUACUCAAAUUCAAGCAGCAGUGGAACUGAGGAAAUUCACCAGAAAGCAGAGGCACAAUUUGGCAGAACAUGGAGUUAUGGUACCUCUAAUUUCCAUGCUUCAUUCUCAAGACUAUGAAGCCAUCGAAGUUUCUCUGUCUGCUCUACUUAGCCUUGCCUUUGGCAGUGAACGAAACAAGUCCAGGAUCAUCAAAUCAGGAGCUUUGCCAGUAUUGCUGAGCCUCCUCCAUUGCCAAAGCCAAACAGUGGUGGAAUUAACAAUAGCCACGUUGCUAACCAUCUCUUCUUGCAAUGCAAAUAGGGUAGCAAUUGCUUCAUCUGGGGCUAUUCAACUCUUGGCUCAAUUUCUCAACAAUAGCACUAGUAGCACUCAGUCCCAGCUUGACACUGUAGCCACUCUCCACAACCUCUCAACUUGCCAAGAGAUUAUUACUCCAUUCAUUGUCUCUUCUGGGGUUAUACUUUCCUUGCUUGAACUGAUCCACACAUCAGAAAAAUCAUCAACAUUGGUUGAGAAAGCAAUUGGGUUGCUAGAACAUAUUGUGUCUUCAUCAGAGAGUGCACUUUGUGAGGCUGCUAGUAUUGGAGGAGCAGUUAGGACACUGGUGGAAACUAUUGAAGAUGGGUCAUUUCAAAGCAAAGAGCAUGCAGUAGGGACACUACUACUCAUUUGCCAAAGCUGUAGAGAUAAGUAUAGAGGAAUGAUCUUGAAAGAGGGAGUGAUGCCAGGGUUGCUUCAGUUAAGUGUGGAUGGAACUUGGAGAGCCAAAAAUUUGGCUAAGAACUUGUUGUUGCUUCUGAGGGAUUGCUCUAAUUAUGGUUCAUCAAGUAAACAAGUUAAUCAUGGGUUUAUAGAACGGAUCAUGGAAGAAAUUGAUGAUGCAGAAGGGGAGGAACUGGCAGAGACCACGUUGAGAUUGGUAGAGGAGAUGGUUGCAAAACUAAGUAUAUAA
Molecule: messenger RNA, 996 nt
Organism: Abrus precatorius (Indian licorice)
Lineage: Eukaryota; Viridiplantae; Streptophyta; Magnoliopsida; Fabales; Fabaceae
Exons: 2
Coding region: 1-996 (331 amino acids)
Cellular component (GO): cytoplasm; nucleus
Molecular function (GO): protein binding
Source: RefSeq, a predicted model, not a curated record